CGCUCUCUCAUAUCAUAUCUGACUUCGCCAACGCCUACUUACUCUGUCAAUCUUUACAAUCGAGAUCACGUUGCUCAAAUAUGUCUGAAUUCAAAUGGGAUGAUGAAAGUCUGAAAGGUCUGACGGGACAACACCUGAUCAAUGGCAAGAUUGUCAGUCUCGCUCGAACCAAAAAUCAGGCUCAGUAUGAGACAAACCUCAGCCGCCUCGAAGGCUAUCAGAACUCGCUCGCCGACGGAACAAUCACGCACGGCAACAGGUAUGAUCUUGCGGAUCUGUAUUCUGGGGGAAGCAAAGAUGGCGUCAAUUAUGACGACUUGCUCAAGAAUCUCUCCAGGUGUUCAUUCUUCAACAAAGAGCGAGGCUGGUCAGGUCCUUAUGGCGUUGAAAGUAUAGAGGACCUCGAGGCGCGACUCGAUCAGGAAACUCGAACGGCAGCGAUCGAUUGCCGAAUGUCCAAACAGUACGAGAUCUGCAAAGACUUGGCCAGUAAAUGUCCCAUCCCGGGGACCAAGGUCGGAGUGGUCACUGACUCUACAUCUGACGUGGCCGAAGCCUUCGCAGUCAUCAUACCUCCUACCAAAGAAGGCUCUGAGCAAAUUUUUAGCGCGUCGGCUUUCAUGAACGACUACUCUGAGACUGCCAACUGGCUCCGAUCUGCCUUUGAACGAACAAAGGAAUUGCCCAUCGUAAUUCCUACAACGGAUAGGGGCGCAGUAAGCCUUAGAAGCCUCAGGCUCGUCGACCCGGAUACGGAUAGUGAUACCCAGAGCUUCCGUGUACCGCUCGAUCUCACUGGCCGGAUGCUCGACACUUCAGACAUUGAGACGAUCCAAGGUGGAGGAAUCAGUAUCGAUAAUUAGUCCGAGAAUGUCCGCACUCAAUAAUCGGGCUACAUGAUCAUUUAAAGACGAG
Messenger RNA from Kockovaella imperatae, 915 nucleotides. RefSeq lists its product as hypothetical. Lineage: Eukaryota; Fungi; Basidiomycota; Tremellomycetes; Tremellales; Cuniculitremaceae. The record is from RefSeq and is a predicted model, not a curated record. The transcript has 3 exons. Bases 81 to 863 code for a protein of 260 amino acids.